This is a messenger RNA of Ambispora leptoticha, 546 nucleotides long. The record is from the annotation of a GenBank genome assembly. NCBI's taxonomy places the organism in Eukaryota, Fungi, Glomeromycota, Glomeromycetes, Archaeosporales, Ambisporaceae.
AUGCGGGCGUACUUUUACAACGAGCAAGAUAAUUCCGACCCACGAGAACCACACGAAUUUAUCCCCUCUUCCCCUGUGACCCCAGAAGAAUUAGCACAAAUUGGCGUGCUUUAUUGGCACAUACAAAAUAACGAGGAUCAGGAAAAUGAAAUUAAUAGAGUUGCUAAAGAGCGGAGCUAUAAGAAUCGGGAUACUAUUACUUGUUCGAAAGAAGGUCUUGGAGACUUAUAUGAAAGCAAGCUAAAGUCUUUCUUUGAAGAACAUCUUCAUGAGGAUGAGGAAAUUCGAUUCAUUCUUGAUGGAAGCGGAUACUUUGACGUUCGAGAUCAAGGUGAUCGCUGGAUUCGCAUUGCUGUUUCUCCUGGAGACUUGAUCGUCUUGCCUGCAGGAAUAUAUCACCGUUUCACGCUUGACACUAAUGAUUACAUUAAGGCUUUGCGUCUUUUCAAAGAGGAACCGAAAUGGACACCGAUAAAUCGCCCAGCCGAUGAUAAUCCUCACCGAAUUCAUUACCUAAACUCAAUUACAUUACCGACAAUAUCAUGA